Messenger RNA from Iphiclides podalirius (scarce swallowtail), 288 nucleotides. The record is from the annotation of a GenBank genome assembly. Lineage: Eukaryota; Metazoa; Arthropoda; Insecta; Lepidoptera; Papilionidae.
AUGAAAUCGCGAAGCCUAGCCAGCUUUUCAAGAGAUGGACAGUAUAAAGUUCGCAAAGGCGGCCAACAACGCGCCGAGCAGCAAGCCGACCCCCCUUCCCCCGCCACCUUCCGCUCGUUGGACCUACCCCUCGUCUGUUCACGGACCGCCCUAGUCAGUGGAUUCGUGUCGAAAGCUUUGCACAAGCCCCCCCCAAUCGGCCGAUCCUCGACAGAGACGAAUUCUGAGCAGGGGAGGGUGGAGCAGGCUGGAACAGCCUACGCUGGUUCGUCCGGAAUCACAAGGAAC